GAAGAUGUAGUGGGACUUCAGGGCCGACUUAGGCUCACGCGUGAACUCACUCGCUCUCCGAUCACCUCCAAGAACCCGGCUUAUUCUACUACUACCAAAUCUUCCCUGCCCAGUCUCAAGAUGUUGGAGACUCAGCGGCAUCUCCUUCAAGCGUAUGAAUAUCUAUGUCACGUUGGAGAAGCCAAGCAAUGGCUGGAGGCCAGGCUUUCAGUCACGGAGCUUGAACAAACCCUUCGAGACGGCGUUAUCUUAGCUCGACUUGCACGUCGAUUCCUUGGACAUCAAGCCGUUCCCAGGAUUUUCAUAAACCCCAAACUUCAAUAUCGACAUUCCGACAACAUCAAUUAUUUCUUCAGGUUCGUCCGUCACGUCGGUUUACCCGAGCUUUUUAUCUUUGAAUUAGUGGACCUCUACAAUGCGAAAAACUUACCAAAGGUUAUAUAUUGUAUCCAUGUCUUGUCUCAUUUAUUAGCCAAACGAGGAAUGGCCGCCCGCAUUGCCAACUUGGUGGGCAAAUUAGAAUUCUCCAACGAUCAACUCGAACAGACCAAUGCCGGUUUGGUUGGAAAGUCGAUGCCAAACUUUGGCAACAUCAAUAAAGAACUAGCGAAAGAAAUUAACGAGGAGCCUGAAGUUGAACUCGAAUCUGAGUCAGAACGGCAAGACAGGGAAUUGCUGGAACUCGAGCCAGAGAUCACUUGUCUUCAGGCACAGUGCCGUGCACACCUUGCUCGGGCUCGUUAUGAAAACCUUCAAUCAUCUCUUCAUCAAAAUAUCUCGAUCACUAUCGCCCUUCAAGCUGCUCGGGGACAUCUCACUCGACAGCGGAUCUCGAAAAUGUCACAUUUGCUCGAACGCCUCGAUUUUCUCUGGACUGGACUUCAGGCUCACGCACGUGGUGCACUCGUCCGGGCGCGUCACCAUCAACUUUGUGUUGCCGUCAAUCGAGUCAGCUCUGAAUUUGUCGGGCUGCAGGCUUUGGUCCGUGCCCGUGCAGUACGUCAGAAUGUUCGCGAGCGUCAAAAACACCUCGAAUCAAAUGACACCUCCUCGUCUGUCGCAAGCCUGCAAGCAAGGAUCCGUGGUCUUCUCAGUCGGAGACGCUUCUUUGAGCCUAUACAUCGUCUUGAUCAGUAUGAACACUCAAUCAUAGGCUUUCAGUCACACAUACGAGCGAGGCUCGUCCAACUUAGCCUUGCAGACCGCGUCACUCAUCUUUUAGCUGCCGAAGACGAUUUUGUCGGUCUGCAAGCUAUGGCCCGUGGUUUAUUGAGUAGACGUGCUCUUCUUGGACUUGUUAAGGAUCUACAGUCAGUUGAGGCCGAGGUAACUGGUUUUCAAGCUGUUUGUACCGCUGUACUUGUCAGACGUGCGCACGCCCAAAAGGCGAAAGCACUGCACAAGAUGGAAGUAAGAAGAGGUGUUGGAGGUUUACAAGCUUUUGUGAGAGCUGGAAUGGUUAGGAAGAAGAUUGAAAAUCAAAAGAAAGAAUUGGAUUUCGUCGCUCCUGAUGUGGUUGGCAUUCAAGCUCAGUGUAGAGGUGUCUUGGCUAGGGUCGAAUGGGGUACUUGGUUUGAACACAUUCGUAACAAUGGGGCUGAGGGUGCGAUCUAUCUGCAAAGACUCGCACGGGGUUUGUUGGUCCGUCGUCAAUUCUUUGAGCGACUGAUGCAUUAUCAUGAGCAUCUGCAGAAGGUAGUCAAAGUUCAGUCGGUCUUCCGGGCUCGUCAAGCCGCCACUCAAUAUAGACAUCUACAACGUAAUACGAAUGUGCCUAUGGCAGCCAUUAAGGCAUUCCUUCAUCUACUGAAUGAUUCAGAUGCAGAUUACGAAGAAGAGAUUACAUUAGCCGGUCUCAGAGCAACAGCUGUACGAGCCAUUCGUGAAAAUCAAGAAUUAGAAUCGCAUGUAGGAGAAUUGGAUACUAAGAUUGCGUUAUUAGUCAAAAAUAAGAUCUCACUUGAUGAACUACAGAGAGUGAGAGGUGGGAUGAAUGGUAGAAGGAGAGAGAUGGCAGGAAGGAAUUCGGUUCUGGCUGCUGCUAACGAUCCCUUCGCGGCUGUCAAUCUCUUGGACAAACAGGCAAGGAGGAAAUUGGAAUGCUAUCAACAAUUUUUCUAUUUGUUACAAACUAAACCAGAGUAUCUGGCUAGGUUGUUGUAUUUGAUCAAAGGCUGUGAGGAUAAAGUCAUCAAGGUCGUCGAAGGGGUUGUCUUGACGCUGUUUGGCUAUGCGCAUAUGAGACGUGAAGAAUUUCUGUUAUUGAAGUUAUUCCAGCGGUCGAUACACGAAGAGCUGGCUGGUGUCAAUAGUCUUUCCGAGUUUGUGAUGGGUGACUUCAUGUUUGUCAAACUGAUGGUCCAGUAUGGUAGAGGAACGAAGGAGAGGAAAUACUUGAAAGAUUUGCUCAGCCCAGUGAUUUGUGAAAUUGUUAAAGACGAUGAAUUGAACGUAGAAACAGACCCGAUCAAAAUUUAUAGGUCUGUCAUUAAUGAAGAAGAGACGCGAACAGGGAUACAAAGCUCGAGGCCACUGAAUGUGACAUUCAAUCAAGCUUUGGCCGAUCAGGAAACAUGUGCCCUGUUCAUCAAACAUCUUCAGUCGCUGAGGGCAUUGACAGACAGAUUUCUGUAUGCAAUCACGGAAUCCACAAAACGGAUGCCGUAUGGUAUCCGAUACAUUGCACGAGAAAUUUUCAGAGGCUUGCAAGUAAAAUUCGACUCUGAACCCGAAGAAGCGCUAGUGAAAGUGGUGCUUCAUAUGAUUUACUACCGAUACUUACAACCUGCCGUUGUUGCACCAGAAACAUAUGAUGUAGUCAAUUCAGUCAUUGGGCCAUUAGCUCGAAAAAACUUGUCAGAAGUAUCGAAGAUGUUGAAUCAGAUUUCAGUUGGAAGAUUGUUUUCGGAUGAGAAUCCUUACCUUGUGCCUCUGAAUGAGUACGUGGUUCACGCCAUGGAAAAAUUCUCGAAUUGGCUUUACGAUAUGAUCGAAGUUGAGGACGCAGAAGCUCAUUUUGCAGUAGAUGAGUAUCUCGAUCACACUGUCUCGACUAAACCGACAAUUUAUAUCUCUCCCAACGAGAUCUAUGCUAUGCAUUCUUUGAUCCUUGGGGAUUUGGAUAGGAUUGCACCAGCCCCUGAAGAUUCUUUGCGAGCGCUCUUAAUCGAGUUGGGAGGUGCUCCGAGUGCCGCUUCAGCUGAAUUGGAUCAGGCUCGUGCUGCGGAGAUCGCACUGAACCUCGAGAAUAAAUUGACGGUGAAUCAAGAUCCGGAAGCUGACAUCAAAGCGCUUUGGGUCAAAACAAAACGAUAUGUGUUAGCAAUGCUGAAAGUUCAACCUGGUACUACGCUCAUGAAUGCAUUCCUUGAGCCGGUGAAUGAGGAGCAUGAGGAUGAGUGGGCACGAAUCGUCAUGGAGGAAGUGGAGUGGGAAAAGAAUACGAGAGGUAGAAGAGCUUCAAGAAUGGUCGAAAGCAACCACCUUCGAUCGCUUAAUACUCUGGAGGAUGUACAUUCACUCUCAUUUCAGGAACUGAAAGCUAGAACACUGGAAAACGUAUUGCAAUUGGAGCAGCUGGGUAAGCUGUCGAGAGAGGACAACUACCAGGGAAUCUUGGAUUCUCUUGCAAAGGAUAUUCUACAACGCAAUCGAAGGCGGAUCCAACGUCGGGCCGAUAUGUCCAUGAUCACCAACACGCUUUCACACCUAGAGGAGAAGCAAAAGUAUCUAGAGGAGCAAGAAGGCCAGUAUAACUCUUAUAUAUCGGAUAGCAUGGCAGGAAUGCAGAAGAAGGGAUCAAAGAAAAAGUUUGUGAUGCCGUUCACACCUCAGUGGCAUCAUUUGAGAUCGUUGGAGAAGAAGGGUGGAAGGAAACCUGCUUUUGGGUCAUACAAGUAUUCGGCCCAGCGAUUAUACGAGAAGGGAAUUUUACUAUCCAUUGAUCAAUUUUCGCCCAAGCAAUUCGACAAGGUUUCAUUGAUCAUCAGCUGUGAUGAAGUGGGUGUAUUUAAAUUGGAAGCGCAAUAUUUAGAUGAGCCUGUUCGAAAUGGAUCGGUACAACUAAGGAUGGAAGACUUGUUGGAAGAUCAAUUCUCAGGGAAACAAAGUGUCAAAUUGGAGGUUGCAAAAUUGAAUUUGAAUCUCCUGUUAUAUUUGAUCAAGUUGAGCAUUUUCACUAGCCUUUCUUUCAAAGCUGAUGAGGUUUGCUGA
Messenger RNA from Melampsora larici-populina 98AG31, 4212 nucleotides. RefSeq lists its product as uncharacterized. The record is from RefSeq and is a predicted model, not a curated record. Gene Ontology annotation, cellular component: cytoplasm. The transcript is spliced from 21 exons. Lineage: Eukaryota; Fungi; Basidiomycota; Pucciniomycetes; Pucciniales; Melampsoraceae. Bases 121 to 4212 code for a protein of 1363 amino acids. Gene Ontology annotation, biological process: regulation of actin cytoskeleton organization; regulation of GTPase activity. Gene Ontology annotation, molecular function: GTPase activator activity; protein binding.